AAAAAGAGAAAAUCGAGGUCAAAAUAGAAGAAGUUACACACAGCGAGUGGAGAGUGAGUGAAAGACCCAACCGAGGAAAAAAACCCCAAUUCGUCCACCGGCGCAAAAAAAAUGUCCACCGCCACCUCCGCCGCCGCAUCCCACCACGAUCCAUCAUCCGGAUCCAUCGACCCUCUCUUCCACGUCAUCCAAAUCCUCCCGUUCUCCUUCCUCCGCCCGCCGCGCCUCCGCCUGAAGCUGCCGACCUUCACCCUCCCAUCCGCAAUGACAGUCUACUCCCUAAUCCUCCUCACCUACUUCAUGGUCGUCUCCGGAAUCGUCUACGACGUCAUCGUCGAGCCACCCGGCAUCGGAUCCACUCAGGACCGGUUCACCGGCGCGGUCCGACCGGUCGUCUUCCUCCCGGGUCGGGUCAACGGUCAGUACAUCAUCGAGGGGCUGUCGUCCGGAUUCAUGUUCAUGCUCGGCGGAAUCGGGAUCGUGCUCCUGGAUCUGGCGAUGGAUAAAAAUCGGGCGAAGAGUGUGAAGGUAUCGUAUGCUUCAGCUGGUGUUGCGUUCGUCGUGAUUUCUUAUGUUAUGAGUAUGCUCUUUAUCCGCAUUAAGAUCCCUGCUUAUCUUCGCUGAUUCAGUUCUAAUUUUUCCUUCUUUUUUUUUCGGUUUACAAUUUGUAUAACGAUGGAUUUUAGCAACUUUUUCGAUUAAUGCGACUCUUAUUUAUGAGAUUUAUAUAUAAUACUACGGAUUAGGGGAAGGUUAAAUUUGAUU
This is a messenger RNA of Erythranthe guttata (spotted monkey flower), 765 nucleotides long. RefSeq names its product Oligosaccharyltransferase complex/magnesium transporter family protein. Gene Ontology annotation, cellular component: oligosaccharyltransferase complex. NCBI's taxonomy places the organism in Eukaryota, Viridiplantae, Streptophyta, Magnoliopsida, Lamiales, Phrymaceae. The record is from RefSeq and is a predicted model, not a curated record.